Molecule: messenger RNA, 2688 nt
Organism: Camelina sativa (false flax)
Lineage: Eukaryota; Viridiplantae; Streptophyta; Magnoliopsida; Brassicales; Brassicaceae
Source: RefSeq, a predicted model, not a curated record
AAUUUCCCCCUUUUUUUUUUUUUUUUUUCCUCUCUAGCUAAGCUACAUCUCGAGGACGACGGAAGAAACCAGAGAGAUAACUCUGCGACGACGGCUUUAAUGGUGUUGUUGGUUCGUUGAAGUGUGUGUUCUUCCAAUUGUGAGGAGAGAGGAGAAGAUUUGGAUUUUGGUGAAUUUUGUUUGUUUCUGUUGUCGCUUUCUACUGUUUGCAUCGAAGGAGUUUGAAAUUGAAACCCUAGUGUUUCGGCUUUUUUUUUGUUUUAUCGAAUUGUGGCUGGGUUUCGUAUCGAGGCUGGAUCUGAGAUUAUGCUGUUGAGGCAAUGGAGGCUUCUUUAGCGGCUUUGGAGCGGCCCCGAGGUGCAGCUUCUAAUACGGUUUUUAAGAGUGGUCCACUUUUCAUAUCAUCUAAAGGAUUGGGUUGGACAUCUUGGAAGAAACGCUGGUUCAUCCUCACACGUACUUCUUUGGUCUUCUUCAAAAAUGACCCUGGUGCACUACCACAGAAGGGUGGUGAAGUUAACUUAACCCUGGGUGGCAUCGACUUGAAUAACUCUGGAAGUGUUGUGGUAAGAGAGGAUAAAAAAUUGUUGACGGUAUUAUUUCCAGAUGGGCGUGAUGGGAGAGCUUUCACUCUUAAGGCUGAGACAUUUGAAGAUUUGUACGAGUGGAAAACUGCGCUUGAGCAGGCUCUUGCACACGCCCCUAAUGCAGCACUCAUCAUGGGUCAAAAUGGAAUAUUCCGUGCUGAAUCGAAUGAGGCUAUCGAAGGGCGGGAUAAGCGUCCAUUAAAAUCCUUGGUUGUUGGAAGACCAAUCUUACUUGCUCUUGAAGAUAUUGAUGGAAGCCCAUCAUUCCUUGAGAAAGCUCUACAGUUUAUUGAGAAGUAUGGAACUAAAAUUGAAGGAAUACUAAGACAGUCCGCUGAUGUGGAGGAGGUGGAACGUAGAGUUCAAGAAUAUGAACAGGGCAAAACGGAGUUCACUUUGGAUGAAGAUCCGCAUGUUGUUGGAGACUGCAUUAAGCAUGUAUUGAGGGAGUUGCCUUCUUCUCCGGUUUCAGCAUCUUGUUGUACUGCCCUGCUGGAAGCUUACAGAAUCGAGUCUAAGGAGGCUCGCAUUAGUUCAUUGCGCUCUGCGAUAGCGGAAACAUUUCCUGAACCUAAUAGACGUCUACUACAACGGAUUCUGAAAAUGAUGCAUACUAUCUCGUCUCAUUCCCACGAUAAUCGAAUGAACCCAAAUGCUGUAGCUGCUUGCAUGGCUCCUCUGCUUCUACGUCCUCUACUGGCUGGUGAAUGUGAUUUAGAGGACGAUUUUGAUAGCGGUGAAGACAAUUCUGCUCAGCUUCUUGCUGCUGCUAAUGCUGCCAAUAACGCCCAAGCCAUCAUUACAGUUCUCCUGGAGGAUUAUGGAAGUAUUUUUGAUGAAGAAAAUAUUCAAAGAUGUUCGAUUUCGACUGAAUCACAUAUUGGAAAUAGUGGGCCUGAUGAUUCGAGUGAUGAUGACAACAACGUGAAAAAUGAAUAUCACAAUGCAGAUAAUGAAGUUGAACAAGUGACAGAUGAUGAUAAUGAGCGUGCAUUGAGCGGAAAAAUGAGUGAAAGCAGCGGUUGCACAGGCAGUGAUCUCUAUGAAUACAAGGGAUUUGUUGCUGAUGACUCUGAUAUUGAAUCACCAAGAGACAUAAAUGGUCCAAGAUGUAAUUCAAACGUACGAACAGAUCAUCUUAUGAGAAAUCCUUUUGUCAACUCCACGGAUCAACAAACUGGAGAGCAGAUAGGUGAUAAUCCAACGAAAUACGGAGAAAACUCACGUAUUGUACAUGUUAGUGAGUCUUAUCAAUCAUCAGGGACAGUUUUAAAUGUACCCACUCAUGGGAACACUUUGGCUUCUCCUGGUCUUGAAGCAUCAAGUGAGAAAUCCGUGAAUAAAGGCACACCCUCCUCUGUUCAUGCAAAGCGCGCAACAUUCUGGGGUCGUGGCAGUGCCCGAAAGAUAUCCACAGAUGGAUCGUUUGAUUCUUCAGGAGAAGACGAGCUUGCUAUACAGAGGCUCGAGACCACGAAAAAUGAACUGCGACAACGAAUUGCAAAAGAGGCUAGGGGUAACGCAAUAUUACAGGCUAGCUUGGAGAGAAGGAAGCAAGCACUGCAUGAACGUCGUUUGUCGCUUGAACAAGAUGUGUCAAGAUUACAAGAACAGCUGCAAGCCGAAAGAGAUCUCCGAGCAGCACUGGAGGUUGGUUUGAGCAUGUCCUCUGGACAAUUCAGCUCACAUGGUGUGGAUUCGAAAACAAGGGCUGAGCUUGAGGAAAUUGCUCUUGCUGAGGCUGAUGUGGCCAGGCUGAAGCAGAAAGUUGCAGAACUGCACCAUCAGCUUAACCAGCAACGUCAGACUCACUUUGGUUCCUUCUCCGAUGCGCGCGAUACUCAUCAGUAUCUCCAGAAUCACAAUUCUCAAAACUCUGCUCAUUUUCUCUUUCCCCAGAAGACAAUAAUGAUCUUACUUAAUUCUUUUGGGCAACAGUCUUGUCUUGUGUGUAUAUAAAAAGUAUUUUGUAAUGCAUUUUUUUUUGUGUGUGAUUGGUUAUGUUCAUAAGUGAUAACUUUAAAGGCGUCCCCGUCCGGCUCUUUGUGCUCUGAGUUUCUGACCAGCCAACUAACUGAAAGUCUCUUACUUUUCAUUUGUA